This is a messenger RNA of Coregonus sp. 'balchen', 8237 nucleotides long. The record is from the annotation of a GenBank genome assembly. NCBI's taxonomy places the organism in Eukaryota, Metazoa, Chordata, Actinopteri, Salmoniformes, Salmonidae.
AUGGAGCGGCGAAGACAGGAGGAGCAACGAAGACGACAGCAGGAGGAGAGGAGGCGCCAGGAGCAACUGGAGAGGGAGAGGAGAAUCCAGCAAGAAAUCGAAAGAGAGUGCGAACUUUCGGGUAAGAAGGUGUCAAAGGGACGAGAAAAGCUGAGACAGAAGCUGAGUCUUAAAGGACAACAGCGCCAUCACCAGCGUACACAAGUACUACACCAGAUGAUAGAAGAUGAUGCUGCAGCAAUCGUAAGGGAUGAGGUAUGAGAUAUUUAAAAGGGUUGUAGAAUUUGUUUUAUUUUGCAUUAAUGAUUUUGUGUUUAGCAUUAAUGUUGCGUUAACUUAAUGAUAAACAUAUUAUUAUAUUUUUCUGAAAAUACAGUUUCUCAUAUUUACAUAGAGUUGCCAAUUUACAUGGGACCACCACUAAUAGAAAAAGUGUUUCUAGUAUGACACAUACAUAUUUUAUUGCAUCUGUACUAAAACAUUCCUUUUCUUUACACUUUUUUGUGUUGGAACCAUUUUAUUCUAGCCAGGGCACUUGAAAAAUAAGUUUGAAGAGCUUCUGAAGAAGUACAAGAUCACUGAAGACAAAAGCAUGCAAGAGGACAUACUUGAAAACCGAAUGAAAAAUCUUCAGAAUGAGCUAAGCCUUCAAUACUUUGGAGAGCCUCAACUGUCCAUCUGGUGUCAGUUGACCAUAGAUCGUGCUAUCAGCCAAGGAGAGCAAUCACUCACCGAGAGGUUUAGCAUCCUCACGGCUGUGGCAGAGCUAACGUUGACCAACGACUCGGACACAGACAGUAGAGAGGUCCAACUACCUGACUGGGACCAGAAGUAUGACUUUCUCAUCCGUCUUCUUGAACAGCUGUACAGCACCAAAUUUCACAUUUUGGAAGCCGGAGUGGAGUUGGGUAUCUAUUCAGAUGAAGAUUUUGACAUGUUCAUGCAAGCUCUAGAGAACGCAGAGAAACACGACGAUACAACUGAGAACAGGAAAACUGUUGAUACAUUCAUGGCCAAAGUUGGAAUUACUCAACAGUGUGAUCUGCUCACCAUCAUGGAGAAAGCACUGGAGAAUGAUGUGGCCAUUGACUGUUACUCUGUGACAAACAAUAAAGUCGUGCUGGUUGAGGAGAAAAAGUUGCACAACAACCCUGAUAUCCUGGAAAUCAAAAUGCUUCUCCUCGAGAAUGGACGAGCCAGUGAGAUCAUACCAGAAGACAAACUCAUUAAGGCAACUGUCUCUGAGCUGAAGUCUAAAAUCAAAUAUUCUGGCAACUCUCAGUCAAACUCAGAGUUUCUUGUGAUCCCCUCUUUCCUUGAGAAAUACCUUGAGAAUCGGUUACCAGUCUUUGUGGAAAACGCCCUGAAAGCCAUCAUGAUGACACAAGGCAGAGAGUACAUGAUUGAUCAGACAUUGGAAGCUGUCGGAGACGAGCAUCUCUACCAUGCCAUCAUCCCAGUGGACUUCCAGGCCAGUGGAGUGUUGGAGAAGAACAAACGCUGGGGGGACGGCCUGCAGCAGUUUCUGGAGAUGAAACACCAGCUGGCAACCACUCCUUUGUCCAAUGUGAUAAAUUACCUGUCAAACUUCCAUUACUUUCAAAAGUACCUCAAAGGGAAUGGGAUAUUUGGUGUGUCUGGGACAUUAGGGGGCGAUGCCGACAAAGAUUUCCUUGCAAGGCAUUACGAAACAGACAGCUACACAAUACCAGCUCACCGCCAUAAGAAGGUUGUUGAGCUUCCAGCAAUUCAGGUCAGUGGGCAAGCCCAGUGGAUGGAGAUCCUCUGUAAGACAGCAAUGAGAGUGGCAGACAGUGGUCAGGUUGUCUUGGUCAUAUGUGAGGAUGUCAAGACCGCAAACAAGCUUCUGAAGAAAAUAGGGGGCGAGAAUCCACAUCCCCCCAUCACAUUAUACACAAUCAGUGAGAAACACAACAUUGAGAGUACCAAAUUCAGAGGGGGACAUAUAAUCAUAGCCACAAAUCUAGGAGGUCGUGGAACAGAUAUCAAGGUUGAUCAGGAUGUCAACCUAUGUGGUGGCCUCUUCGUCCUCCUGACACAUUACCCUGGCAGUCGCAGAGUGGAGAAACAGGUGUUCGGAAGAACUGGUCGGAAGGGAAACCCGGGCGUGGUCCAGAUGAUCCUCCGUGGGGAUAACCUUGCCCCAGCAUACCAGGGCCAGCCUGUGGAGAUCAUGAGACAACUGAGAGAGGAGUACGAAGUCCAACGCAUCAAAGAUAUGGAGACAGAUGAGCUUCUCGAAAUCAAAAUAAAAGAGGACCUGUUUGGCACGUUUUGCGAAUUUCUUGACAAGUUUGACGGCAACUUCACAAAACAGGAGAGAGAUGACCUGUCGGGAAUGGGGCCGAAAGAUGUCCCUGAGUGUUUUAAAGAUAAAGGCCCUAAGUUUGAUUACCAGCCGGCACUCAAUGCUUUGAAAGAAACAUGGGCAUUGUGGCUUACCCUUCACGAGGAGCACAUCCGUCGGCACGAAGAUAUCAGUGUUCUUAAAGCAGACCUUCUUGAGCAUAUCACAAAUAGGGGCAACAUGCUGCUGAAUGGAAAAAGUCAAAACUUCUAUGACCACAUAAAGCAGGCUACCGGCAGAACUGACUUGCACCUCCGCAACAAAAGUAAGUGUGACUAUGAAGCAAAGUCCUACUGGAAAGAUGUUGAAGAGUGUGACCCUUUUUACAGUGCCGUGGCACUGUACAACCAAGCCUUCAUCACCAUCAACAUGGGCAAAGAUGGCUACAAAACAGAGGCAAGGGAAUUACUGGAAAGGGCAAAGACAUCUGUGGAUGUUUACUUGUCAGAAACAACAAAUACCAUGGUUUCUUUUCAGAUUGCCACAAGAGGCAACUUUGAACCACAUCAUGAAGGAGAACGCAACUUUCUAAAGCAAAUAGAUUCCAGGAUGAGCAUUCACAAAGCUUGGAUACUUAACAUUGACCUUGUGGUAAAUAAACUUAAAGAGCUUGAGGGGUGAAGGCACGGCCAUAACAGAGGUAUCCUCAGUGUACAGCCUCUCAGAAAAUCAAGACUACAUCACAGCAAAUGAACUCACGGCCUUGUAUGACAAUGGCCUGUGCAUUGUGUUUGAGGUGAAAAAGAAGCCAGAGUUCAGCUUUGACGCUUUGAUUUGUUUCUUCAUCGGUAUGUGUCAGGUCAUCCUUGGAGUUCUGGUUUGUGCCCUGUCGUUUGGCGCUGGAACCCAGAUUGGCUUCAGUCUCAUCUCUGAAGGAGUCUCCGACAUGAUUGAAGGGAUAACUGGCAUGAUAUCGGGCACGUUCGAUUGGGCGCAAUGGGCCAUCUCCAAAAGCAUCAGCAUUGGGAUGUCUCUGCUCUCCGCAGGGUUCAGCGCCAUUAAAAAAGUUGCCAUCACAGCAUAUAAAGUCCUCAAUGGUACUAAGAAACUCUCAUCUGUCGCAAAGGAUAUCAUUGGCACAGGAAAAUAUGUUUUCAAGUCCGCACAGGGAGCAGCAAAAUCUAUCUCCAAAGAAACAAUUAAGACUGCAACAAAGAAACUGGCAUCCCCUACAAACAUGAAGGUGGCUCUAAAACACGCAACCAAGUAUGCAUUUCAGGAGGUAGGGAAGCAGAGUGUAAUCGCAGGAAUUAACUACGGCAUUGAUGCUGGAAUUGGGGCCAUCUUUAAAAUGAUUUUAGAAAAAGCUUUCAAAGACAUGGUCACUUCAACAGUCAAACAGAAUGCCGAACUAGGUCUUAGUCUCACUAAGUACAUUGGCUCUGCAGUACCUAAAGGAGCUUUGCAGAACCGCAGCAAUUAUAAAAUUGACUCAAAGCUUGAACAACAAAUGAAAGAUUUAGUUCAAGUUAUGACAAAAGAUCUUAUUCCUGGCCUCAUGACUGAUGCCACCACAUCCCAAGUCAGUGAUGUUAUCAGCAGACUCUCUGAGGUGUGCAAUAAUGCAACUGACCUUGUGGAAAAAAGUGGGACACAUUUGAUUGCAAAAGGAGUCAAAAUAAGUGUAGAAAUAGCUAAACACACCACAACCUUGGUCCAAAUGAUUCAAUCCAUUCCUACAGAACAUGUUAUCAAUGACAUAUUUGUCCUCGAAUUAAAAAAAGAAAUUGAAGAGCAGCAAAGAAAUCUGGAGCAGUAUGACCAAGAUGGCAGACAUGACUUACCAGAUGUGAUUCGACUGAAGGAUGAGUUCCUAAGCUCCAUUUCGGAAAGUGUCUCCCAAGCAUUCAUAGAUGCUUGUGCUGGUCAUAUGUCCGACUUUGUGAAGCGACCAUUCAAGAAGAAGGUCAAUGCAGUCACUGGAAAAGUUGUUGACAAAGUAUUUGGCAGACACAAAACUAAGGUCUUUUUCCAGGACCGGCAGCAUAAACAUGAUAUGAAGUCAGCCAGUCAGAAGACUGGGAAAGCUCUGUCAGAGACUGAAACAAAAGAACUCCUGGACUAUGCAGAGAAGAUUGGUGAUGUUAAUAGACCAGCCUCGGCCCUGGACAUUUAUGUCCUCACAAACAGUGACCUGCUCCAUGGUAAAGGCAUCCAGUUCAAAGUGGUGGAUCAACAUGGGAAAACACUCUCAGAGGAGUCCUACCCGGGAACGAACAGCUCAGCCGGCCAAAUCACUCUACAGCUGACCAAAGAGCCUGAGGAAACACACAGGUAUUUGUCCUAAACUGUUUGGUAGACCUUCAUCAACAAUACUGCAAAUCUCCCCAAAUUAGGAUCUCUCCAAUUAGAACUACAUUAAUGAGAACCAAUGGUGCUCUUUAUUUCUGCUCUUUCAGUGAGAAAGGAAUCCUCUCUAAAGCAAAAGACAGAAUCCAAGGAGUGGAAAAUCCAUACAGUGGUCACUUCGACAUCAUCCAAGAUGGCAAAGUAAUCCCUGUGCGCUCAGAGAACCAGAACUGCCUGUACCAUGCCCUAGCACAGGCAAUAUCUAACAGGUCAGAGGAUGAGAUCAAGAGUCAAGCUGUGAAUCUACGAAACAACGUUAAAGACCAGGUACUGUAGGCCUACGCAUGUCUACGUAUAGUUUAAAUAAUUCUUAAACUAAGUAACUUCCUGAAAUAUGUAAUUUUAAUCAAAUCCAACGAAGGAACUCUAGGAAAUUAAGAUGAUUGGUAGAUACCAACUGUCCCUAAAUAAAAUAAAUGAAUAUAACAGAUUGCACCUUUAACCUUUGUUGUGGAGUAAUUGGAGUUAUUGAUACCUGUUAUGUCUUCCCACAGAUUAAAGGGAACCUUCAUGCUCAUAGUGAAAUGGUUAAAACCCAGAAGGCCUAUGAUGCACUCAAGAAAAAUCAUGGAAAAUAUGCUAUAGUUGGAGGGGUAGGGCCGACAGCACAGACGAGUGAUGAUGAGGAAUAUGGUCACGAUAUCAGUCCCAUGAAGUAUAUUCCUUAUAGUUCCUCAGGGAUAAAUGAGGAGGACAUAGCCUAUGUGUACCAACUUGGAUUAGUUGGUCCUUACAAAAGGUAAUUUAGCAUUAUAUUUGUUUUAUUUGUAUAUGGGCAUUGUUCAAAUCUACCAAUGUAAUUAUAAUGACCCUGCAUUGUUUCUACACUUGAAUACAUUAUUAAGACCAGAAAUGUAUAUAAUAAUUAAUAAAGCAUUGACAUACAAAUUGUAUAAAUAGAUGUGUUUACUUGAAUUGUACUUUCAUAGUACAACCUUUUCUCUUCUAUUCCCUCAUCAGAGUCAAAAACACCAGACUUAUCUCUGAAAAUAUGGAGGAAAGUGGCGUUGUGGAGGCAGACCAUAUCCCACCAAAGAGUUCCCUGAAGCAGGCCAGAGACCAACAAUCUCAGAUGAAAGAUCUUCAACAGAAGAAUCCAAAGCUUUAUGAAAUGAUAAACAGCAUUGGAUCAGAUUCAAAUGGAGAGAACCUGCCCACAAUGCGGGUUCUCAAACAGCAUCACAGGAAUGCUCUAACCACUGGAGCCAGUAAGGCAUCUGUCAUCUGCAGGUGAAUUAUCUAUUAUUAUACAGUGCAUUCGGAAAGUCAGACCCUUUGACUUUUUCCACAUUUUGUUACGUUACAGCCUUGUUCUAAAAUUGAUUAAAUAAUUGUUUUCCCCUCAUCAAUCUACACACAAUACCCGAUAAUGACAAAGUGAAAACAGGUUUUUAGAAAUGUUUGCAAAUGUAUACAAAAAAAAAAACUGAAAUACCCUAUUUACAUAAGUAUUCAGACCCUUUGCUAUGAGACUCGAAAUUGAGCUCAGGUGCAUCCUGUUUCCAUUGAUCAUCCUUGAGAUGUUUCUACAACUUGAUUGGAGUCCACUUGUGGUAAAUUCAAUCGAUUGGACCUGAUUUGGAAAGGCACACACCUGUCAAUAUAAGGUCCCACAGUUGACAGUGCAUGUCAGAGCAAAACCCAAGUCAUGAGGUCAGGUCGAAGGAAUUGUCUUUAGAGUUCCGAGACUGGAUUGUGUGGAGGUAGAGAUCUGGGGAAGGGUACCAAAAAAUGUCUGCAGCAUUGAAGGUCCCCAAGAACACAGUGGCCUCCAUCAUUUUAAAUGAAAGAAGUUUAGAACCACCAAGACUCUUCCUAGAGCUGGCCAUCCGGCCAAACUGAGCAAUCGGGGGAGAAGGGCCUUGGUCAGGGAGGUGACCAAGAACCUGAUGGUCACUCUGAAAGAGCUCCAGAGUUCCUCUGUGGAGAUGGGAGAACCUUCUAGAAGGACAACCAUCUCUGCAGCACUCCACCAAUCAGGCCUUUAUGGUAGAGUGGCCAGACGGAAGCCACACCCCAGUAAAAGGCACAUGACAGCCCACUUGGAGUUUGCCAAAAGGCACCUAAAGGACUCUCAGACCAUGAGAAACAAGAUUAUCUGGUCUGAUGAAACCAAGAUUGAACUCUUUGGCCUGAAUGUCAAGCGACACGUCUGGAGGAAACCUGGCACCUUCCCUAUGGUGAAGCAUGGUGGUGGCAGCAUCAUGCUGUGGGGAUGUUUUUUAGGGGUAGGGACUGGGAGACUAGUCAGGAUCGAGGGAAAGAUUAACGGAGCAAAGUACAGAGAGAUCCUUGAUGAAAACCUGCUCCAGACCGCUCAGGACCUCAGACUGGGGCGAAGGUUCACCUUCCAACAGGACAACGGCCCUAAGCACACAGCCAAGACAAUGCAGGAGUGGCUUCGGGACAAGUCUCUGAAUGUCUGGCCGAACCCCAUCGAACAUCUCUGGAGAGACCUGAAAAUAGCUGUGCAGCGACGCUCCCCAUCCAACCUGACAGAGCUUGAGAGGAUCUGCAGAGAAGAAUGGGAGAAACUCGCCAAAUACAGGUGUGCCAAGCUUGUAGCGUCAUACCCAAGAAGACUUGAGGCUGUAAUCACUGCCAAAGGUGCUUCAACAAAGUACUGAGUAAAGGGUCUGAAUACUUAUGUAAAUGUGAUAGUUCAAAUUUUUUAUUUUUAAUACAUUUGCUACAAUUUCUAAAAAACUGUUUUUGCUUUGUCAUUAUGGAGUAUUGUGUGUAGAUUGAUGAGGGGAAAAAACUAUUUAAUCCAUUUUAGAAUAAGGCUGUAACGUAACAAAAUGUGGAAAAAGUCAAGGGGUCUGAAUACUUUCCGAAUGCACUGUAGGUGCAAUCCAUCCCUUUCUUUCCGCCUGUGAUACACAACCGAGGCUGAAAUAAAAACACAGAAACAAACCUACUUUGAUUUAAUUCAAGCAGGGUUCCUGCCUGGUCCUCUUCUUAGAGUUUUCACUUGUAAAAAAUACCUUUAAUUUUGCUACAAUUUGAAAAGUUCCAUUCUUGUGGUGUAUUAGGAAUUGAAUACUUACCAUCUAUGCUGCUUCCCUAUUCGGAAUGUUCUCAAUCUCUUAACAACACUGUACAUGCCCUUCCAACUCAUAGGAAGCUGCUGGCGGAUACACUUGUAAGCGGAGAUGUGGAGAAAUCACUGAAGUUCUCUUUCAUCAUGGCUCAUCCGAUUGCUUCUGACCAGCUCAGAGCAGGUGAUUAUUGUCCUGUCUGUCCUUAUAUAGGAAAUUCUUGACUAGAUUUUUCUCAUUUCAGUUUGAAUAUUAACCCUUAAUUUGUUUAUGUUUUUAUUCUAGGAAACACCAAUCAACUUACCCCGGGAUCCAUUAUUAUGUCUCCUGAAGGAACAGUGUUAUACUACAAAGCUGGCUUCAAUCAGAUGCUGAAUCACCACUGUAAAGAGGGGAUCAUCGACCAGAAUCAGCUGGAAGAGGCUGAAGUCCUGGGUGGCCGACAAAAAGUACCUGGACCAGAACACCCCAGAGUAUAA